This is a messenger RNA of Gymnodraco acuticeps, 6779 nucleotides long. RefSeq names its product neurobeachin-like protein 1. Gene Ontology annotation, biological process: intracellular protein localization. Gene Ontology annotation, cellular component: cytosol; membrane. The record is from RefSeq and is a predicted model, not a curated record. Gene Ontology annotation, molecular function: protein kinase binding. Lineage: Eukaryota; Metazoa; Chordata; Actinopteri; Perciformes; Bathydraconidae.
GUUUAUGUUUUCCUCCAACUUGACACCUUUACGACAACUCAGUGCAGACGGCGUCAGCUGACAGUUUCGUUACACAGUGCAAACACUGCUGGGAAUCACCCCCUGGUUCUCCGAGAAGAUCUACAGAAGUGGAAUUACUGCGCCAAAUCCUGUGCCAUGGAAUCAUUCUUGGAAAGUUUCCUUGGCAUCUUUUGAAGGAGUGUUCCACCUUUGCCAUGAUGUUGAACAUUGGAGGUCAGCGGGGGAGGUUUAGCUCAUGACUGAAAACCAUGAAGCAGCCGGAGAAGUGACACUAAAGCAACAUGGCAUCCAAGGAGAGACUGUACGAGGUCUGGAUGCUCUACUGCACCAAGAGGGAUCCAGACUACCUGAAGAUAUGGCUGGAGAUUUUCAUCAGCUCCUACGAGAGAUGCCUCGACGUGGACUUUGAAAAGCCACCUUCGAGGCCAGAUGAGCUUCCUCCCGUGUUGACGCUCCUCCCGGACAACAUCCUGCAGGUGCUGCGCCACCAGCUGCUGCAAUGCGUCCAGAAAGCCUCUGAUGGCCUGGAGGCCGAGCAGCAACACCUGGCUCUGCUGCUGCUCAAGUUCCUCAUCAUCAUCUGCCGGAACCUGUCCAACGUGGAGGAGAUCGGUACUUGCUCUUACAUCAACCACAUCAUCAACAUGACCACACUCUACAUUCAGCAGCUGAAGAGCAAGACGAAGGAGAAGGAGAUGGCCGACCAGAGCCAGGCGGAGGAGUUUGUCCGUCACGCGCUGGCGUUCUGCGAGAGCCUCUACGACCCGUAUCGAAACUGGAGGCAUCGAACCUGCGGGCAGCAGCUGGGCACAGUAGAGCGGAGCAGACAGAAGUACAAAGCAGCGCCGCUCACUGUGGAGUUCGUUCCUUUCUUUUACCAGUGCUUCCAGGAGAGUGAGCACCUGAAGGAGAGUCUGAAAUGCUGCCUGCUGCACCUGUUUGGAGCCAUAGUAGCUGGUGAUCAGAGGAACGCUCUGCUGGCCAUCUCUCCGGCCACCAUGGAGGUGUUGAUGCGUGUUUUGUCUGACUGCUCGAUGGGCAGCUGCUCUUCAGAGGAAGGAGAGGACUGGGACAGCGAAGCCCCCGACAGAAAGGCUCUUCUGACUCUAGCCUGCCUUCGAGAAGUAGUUCAGCGUCUCCUGGCCGCCAGCUCCGACCAGAGGCAGGUGGAGAUCGCCUCGGUGCUGGAAAACUACUUCAAGCUGCUGAACUCGGACCCGGCGGCCAUCGUUGCUUCUCAACAACAACAACAACAACAACAACAACAGCAGCAGCAGAAACAGCAAGCGAGGGCUCGAGUCCCGACACUCGGACGGCACUGGGAGAGCAGAUUCGUGGCGCUGCAAGUUAACAUGCUGGACACCAUCAGGGAGAUGUUCCUGUGUUCAGACAGACCCGUUCUUCAAGCCAUCUUCCUCAAUAGUAACUGCUUUGAGCAUCUGGCACGCCUUCUGCAGAACAGCAAGCUGGUUAAUGCUAGGUGCACGGCGGCAGACAAGGACCAGAAAGAUAUAACCAACAACAGGUUACAGACAGGAGAGAGGGACACUCAGGUGUUUCAAGGGCGACUCGACUCCCUCGCUGUAGCAACAAUCAAAGCCCUCACGACAGUGAUGCACAAAUCACCAGCUGCAAAGGAGGUGUUCAAGGAGAGGAUCGGUUACAAUCACCUGUACGAAGUGCUCACCUCUCUGGGCCAGCCGUCGCAACACCUCCUCAAAGAGCUGAUGAACAUGGCGGUGGAGGGGGAGCACACCUCCGUGGGGCUGCUGGGCAUCAGUAACGUGGAUCCUCUCCUCCUGCUGGUCCAGUGGCUCCCUGAGCUCGAUUCCUCGGAGCAGCAGCUCUUCACGUCCGAUUGGCUGCGGCGCCUCAGCUGUUUGAACCGUCAAACCCGCGCCACGUGUGUAAACGCCGCCAUGGUGAUGCGAGCGCUUUCUGGAUUGGAAAGCCAUCAGCGACUAAACCGAUCCUGCGCCGAGAGUCUUUUUGUGCUCGUGGGUUCGUUGGGUUCCCAGUCUUUGAGCGCCAAAGAACUCCUGGGACUGCUACGCCUCCUCAGACCUCACGAGUCCAAUAAAGCGCACCCGUAUGUGGGUCCUGCUCUCAGAUCGCUGCUGGCCAUGGUGAGGAAGCAGGGCCUGGAGAGUGCCAUGCAGUAUUUUGAUUUGUCGCCCAGCAUGGCGGGCAUCGUGGUUCCGACGGUGCAGCGAUGGCCCGGUGUCGCGUUCAGCUUCAUCGCCUGGCUGUCGUUGGAUCAGGACCAGCUGGGACCAAUGAGCAAGGACAAGAGGAAGCAGCUGUACAGCUUUUUCACCCCCGGAGGGACGGGGUUCGAGGCCUUCAUCAGCUCAGAGGGUGUGUUGGUGGUGGCCGUUUGCACCAAGAAGGAGUACGUCACCGUCAUGCUGCCCGACUACUGCUUCUGUGACUCCCUCUGGCACAGCAUCGGGGUGGUGCACGUACCGGGGAAGAGGCCUUUUGGACAGAGUCUGGUCUACAUUUAUGUGGAUGGACAGCAGAAACUGUCUGCCCCCCUCAAAUAUCCCACCAUGACAGAGCCGUUCAUCUCCUGCUGCAUCGGCUCGGCGGGACAUCGGACCACCACUCCUCCUCCCUCACAGAUCCCAGACCCUCCCUUCUCCUCCGCCUCCACCCCCACCACUCGCUCCUCGCUGGGCGCCAUCUUGUCUCCUCAGACAUGGGGGGGGCUGCUGGGAGGAAAGCCUGAGUCCGUCACCAAGCUGAUCUCUGCAGGGACGCAGGACAGCGAGUGGGGGAGUCCCACCUCUCUGCAGGGACAACUGGGGAGCGUCAUGGUGUUCCACGAACCCCUGCAGGCGAGCCACGUGAAAGCCAUCUGUAGUGCAGGUCCAAACUGCAUCUCUCCUUUCAAAACCCAGGAGUCAGAACUCGGCGACCUCUCCACCAAACUGCUGCUGCACUACUCGCCCAAGGCGUGUAGGAACCCCAUCUGUCUGGAUCUGUCUCCCAACAUGCUGCACGGACGCCUAACUGGGAAUAAAGUGGUCAACUGGGAUAUAAAGGAUAUGAUCAACUGUGUGGGCGGGGUGCUGGUGCUCAUCCCUGUUCUGGAGCAGCUGUCCCUGAUCACUCCUGAUCAACAAACCAUUGAUCCUGGAUCCGAUUUCAUCACCCCGGAUGUGACCACGCCAGCAGACGGUGAUUGGGUCAUCCUCCCGUCCAAUAGGGCUUCAGAGGCCCGCCUGGAGAAGAAUCUGGUGGCCACCUUCCUGUUGGUGCUGAAGCAUUUCCUGCAGAGGCACCUUAUCAACCAGGAGAAUCUGCUGCACUCGCAUGGAGUCGGUACAGUGGGAGCGCUGCUGCAGAAGCUGCCAGCAGGUCACGUGGAUGUCAGCGUUCUGGUUGCCAUGCAGCUGCUGAUCGAACAGGUGACGUUUGAGAAGAACCACGCUCUGCUGCUGCAACUUCACACACACCUGCUGUUCAACUUCAACAUCUGGAACAAAGGAGACUUCCCUCUGCGCAUAGGUCAUAUCCAGUACAUGUCCACCGUCAUCAAAGACAACAGGAAGCUGUUCAGAAAGAAAUAUGGAGUUCAGUUUCUUUUGGACACCAUGCGCCUUUAUUACGGGAAGAACAGCCAUAGAGACGGUGAUCUGAGUGAGGAUGACAUUCGAACCAUCCGGGCGUCUCUCUGCGGACUCAUCAAGUAUUACAUCAGCAAGGGCAUGUCUCAGGAGGAGAUGCACAGCAUUCUGGGAUACAUCGCCGCCAUUGGAGACGAGGACCAGUUGUGUGGGAUGCUGGAGUUGUUGCUCAGCCUCCUGCAGACGAGUCCGGCCAGAGAUCAGAUCUUUCUGCUCCUCUUCGAGCCGUCGGAGGCCGACUCCUGCUACGCUCUGUUGCUCAACAACAAGCACUCAGACCGACUCCGAGAACUCGUCUUCAAGUUGUUUGAGCGCAUGUUGCGCUGCGACCGCGUCUACGAGAAGAAUAAGCAGCGUCUGCGUCUGAGGGAGGCGGGAUACUCCGGCCUGUCGCUGCUCUUCUCUGAACUUCACAUCACUCCGACCCUGAUCCGCUGUCUCCUCAACCAGGUCCUCCACACAGAUUCUGUGGUGAACUAUAAGGACAUGAUGGCUCUGGUGCAGCUCACUCAUCGAGCCGGACCUGGUGUACGCCUGCUCGUCUGCAAGAGGGUUUACCAGCUGCUUCAAUCCCAACAAGAUGCCGCCGUGCAGAUUUCUCGUCAGCAGUGUUGGCAGGACACCCUCAUGCGCCUCUACCUUCGGGGGGAAGGAUCCUUUCCUCUUCGUGGCUCGGACACAAUCAGCACCUGCAGUCUGGAUCUCAACCGAUCGGGAGGCACGCAUCGUCUGGAUGUUCCUCAUGAAAGGAGGUCGAGAACGGGCAGCCGUUUGGAGGACGACCGAAUCAGCGUGGGAGAAACUCGCUCUGUCGACAGCCUGGAAAACGGAGACGCCAUUUCUCUCCUGGACACACCUUCUUCUUCUGCCUCCACCUCCACAAAGCCUUGGGUCUUGGGGAAGUCGGGGGGUUUGAUGCUGGAUCUGUCCCAUCUUCAGUCCUUCGAAGGCGGGGACAGCGGCAGCCAAACGCCCGGCAGCGCUCAGAGCACACCGUCACCUCUGGAGACAUCCAAACCUUUUCCAGGGAGCACCGGGGAUAGAGAUGCAACGCCCUCCCUGACUGAAGACAGCUUCCUGUUCAGUGACAACAUCUCACUGGGCGAGUCCUUCAACAACGCUGAGCGAGCGGAGGAGGAGCUGUGCAGCAUGCUGCUGGAGAUCGUGCUCUGCGUGAUGUGGCGAGGUGUUGAAGGAUCAGAUGAUUCAGCGUGGAUCGAGCGCGGACAGGUGUUCUCUGCUCUCACCAAACUGGCAACCGCCAACGAGCUGCUGCUUCCUGUCGACCAGAUCAAACUCAGUCUGAUGGAGCGCAUGUUGGAGUGGUCGGUGUGUGAUAACCGCGAGGCGUCGGCCUCCUCGCUGCCGCAGCACACGGAGAACGCGGUGCGCUUGCUGCACAUGGUUCAGGACUUCCUGCAGGCCGAGGGUCUGGUGAAUCCGGCGCUGUGGACGGAGAAGGUUCUGGAGGAGACGGUGACGCUGAUGGACAGCUUGAUGGUUUGGUACGCCUCCGGAUCGCAGUGGUUCCAACUCUCCCAGGUGGGACUCCGGCUGCUGCUGGGCUUCAUGGCGCAGGAGGACCCAGAGGUGUGUGCCAUGGCGACGGCGAAGCUGAACGGCAUCCUGCAGACGAAGGAGGUGUCGAGUCAGGACGAGGCGUGCUACCUGCUGGGGAAGGUAGAGGGGAUCCUGCGGCGCUCCAUCCAGGAGGAGGAGCAGGCGGAGGAGACGUACUCCUUCCUGGUUCCUCUGCUGAGGACGCUGCUCUCCAAAGUCCACCGCCUCCUCUACAUGGAGCUGCACCUCCCAAAGCUGCCCGACACCAACGGCAGCCCCUCCUUCUUCGAGGACUUCCAGCUGUACUGCAAAUCCCCCGAGUGGCGCGUCUACCUCGACAAAUAUAUUAUCCCGUACAUGAAGCAGUAUGAAAUCGAGACGUUCAGCCAGGGUCACGAGACGAUGGCUCUCUACUGGAAGGAAUGCUACGAGGCGUUCAUGGUCAGCCUGCACAAGAGGGAGAGGGACAGAGGGGAGAGCAAGAUCCGCUUCCAGGAGCAAUUCGUGGAGCCUUUCUCACGCAGAGGCCGCCAGGAGAACCUGCGCUACAACAGCAUGUUGAAGCAGCAGCACAGCCAGAACAGCGCCACCCUCAGGCAGUGGAAGGCAUCGCGCAGAGGCCUGGUGUGUGAGAGAGGGCCGUGGGCUGACAGGGUGGAGCUCCCGUUGGGCUGAAUCCCAAACCGGUGCAGGUGUUGUACGGACACACAGACGAGGUGCUGAGCGUCAGCAUCAGCACGGAGCUGGACAUGGCUGUGUCUGGAUCAAGGGAUGGCACGGUGAUCAUCCACACGGUGCGGCGCGGUCAGUACAUGCGUUGUCUUCGGCCUCCGUGUGAAAGCUCUCUGCCGCUCUCCAUCCUCCACCUGGCCGUGUCCUGGGAGGGUCACCUGCUCGUACACACCUGCAUCGAGGGCAAGGCCACGCUCAAGGAUAAGAACGCCCUCCACCUUUACUCUGUGAACGGGAAGCACCUGUGCAGCGAGCCUCUGAAGGAGCAGCUGACUGAUAUGUGUGUGUCAGGAGAAUACGUGGUCAUCGGAGAGCAGGGAUACCUGACCAUCCGGGACCUCUACAGUCUGUCUCUGUGUUCGGAGCCCAUGGCCAUGAGGGUGCCGGUGCGUUGUGUUUCGGUGACGAAGGAGCAGAGCCACGUUCUGGUGGGUCUGGAGGACGGGAAGCUGAUCAUCGUUGGCGUGGGAAAGCCAGCGGAGAUGCGCUCGGGCCAAUCACGAGGAAGUUGUGGGGCAGCAAGAAACUCACGCAGAUUUUCCUCGGGGGAAACGGUGUACAAAACGCAGAACGUCUGACCCUCCCCCUUCCACAUUCCUGUCACCUCCAUACCCAUCAGCAAGCAGUCAUUCUGUGUGAAGAAGCUCUUCCUGCGUUUUCCACAAACUCUGCAUGUGUGUUUUCAUGUGUUUCUGUGAUUGAGAUUACGGCGCUGGCGCUGUGGUUCAAAUCCAGAAGUAGUGCCAGCCUCAGCUCCACCUUAACACUACAAACUAUCUGUGUGUGUGUGUGUGUGUGUGUGUGUGUGUGUGUGUGUGUGUGUGUGUGUGUGGU